AUGGCCCAUACAUACCCCGAACUCACUUGGCGUGAGACAACUUCAGGGGUAUGGCAGCGCACUGCCGACGAGGUUGAGCAGUUUUACUCAGCCCUCGCGACGCUUUACGAAGGUAGUGGCCUUAUGUUCUUCGCAAUCACGGGCCACGUCUCCUUGAGAUUUGAUACUGGCAACGCCGGGGACACCUCUGAGACCGAAGAAUUGGUCGACAAGGCCUUGAAGGCUGCUUGGCUAGCUCUCCGCUAUGAUCACCCGACUAUCGCCUCACAGGUUACACAAGACCUUACUACUGGCAAAUGGACCAAGACGUACCGCCGAGUUAGCGACCCUACCUACCAGCAGAAUUGGCUGGAGGAGACACUUGUGUACGUGUCUUCUGCCUCUUCUCGACAAACGGGUCAGGUAUGGGCCAAUAACCAGCCUCCGGCCCCGAAACUACCGACUCUGUUUGUCCUUAGUCCAUCGUCCUCCAAGGAAGGCUUCAUCCGUCGCGACCUCGUCUUUCGCUCACCCCACGACGUCAUCGACGGCGUCGGAACCUUGAUCCUCCUGAACAAUCUCAUCAGUCACGCCUCCAAGGCCUUCUCCAAAGGCGAUGAUUUCAAACCUCCUGACCUCGAUGGUUCCGAGGCCGCGAACCUCAGCCCGCCCUACCGCGUUGCCGCCAAUGUACCCCCGACACUCACCGACGAGCAAGAAAAGCGUUUGGCGGACAUGGCUGCUCAGAAGUCCGCCGCCAUGGGUUCUCCACACGUGGAAAUCCUCGACAUGCCCUACCGCCGCGGUGCGAACCUUCCGGCCCGACACCAACGCGUCGCCCACACUCUCACCAAAGAACAAACUGCUCGCCUUACCGUCGCCUGUAAGACAGCUGGCACCACCGUCACGCACGCUUUUCACGCAGCUAUUGCACUCGUUCUCCGAGACAUCCAAGAACAAGGAUCCGAAGCCAGACCCGUACGUUACGUCAACUACAUCCUCCGGAACGAGCGCGCAAGCUGCCAAGCUCCGUACAAUUCUUACCAACAUCCCGCCGCCCUCUACCAUUCGCUUCCCGGCCAGAGUUUGGUAGUUGAUAUGGAUCCUCUACGCUCCAGUGACGACCAAAUCCGCGCCGAAGAGUUUCUCCGCGUAGUAAAGCUCAUGAGAGACUUUUACCACGGCGUCCGGAACGACAAGGAGCACUACGCCCUCGCCCCUACCAUUUGGGCCGCCAGUGUCCCGGACUUGCCUACAUCACCUCGGCCUUUGACAGUGCCUCCGCCAAAGGCCCAUCCGUCUGUCUCCAUCUCUAGCAUGGGUCGUGUCGACAGCAUCAUUGCCCCCAAGACGGGUGCCAUCGAGGCCUAUGAUCCGUGGGUCACCGGUGAAGAGCUCGGAAACGGUCUUGGGCUCUUUCUAGGUACGUUCAGGGACGAGUUGUGUUUGAGUGCCGCAUACAAUGAUGCUUGGCACACGGAGGCCAACGUUUUGAAUUUUCUGAAGCGCUGUGAGGACGUGGUUCUUCAUGGCUUUGGUCUGAGUUGUGCGUAA
Colletotrichum higginsianum IMI 349063 is the source of this 1533-nucleotide messenger RNA. RefSeq names its product Cytochrome p450. The coding region runs from base 1 to 1533 and encodes 510 amino acids. The record is from RefSeq and is a predicted model, not a curated record. The transcript has a single exon. NCBI's taxonomy places the organism in Eukaryota, Fungi, Ascomycota, Sordariomycetes, Glomerellales, Glomerellaceae.